Cajanus cajan (pigeon pea) is the source of this 2202-nucleotide messenger RNA. Its product is annotated as dentin sialophosphoprotein-like protein. NCBI's taxonomy places the organism in Eukaryota, Viridiplantae, Streptophyta, Magnoliopsida, Fabales, Fabaceae. The record is from RefSeq and is a predicted model, not a curated record.
AGCACCAAUCAUUCCAGAAAGUACGAUCACUCAGGUUUUGCGCGGGAAUAACGGUGAUAACUCAUAACACUACCCCAGUGGCUGUGUAACGCAGAGAUAGCACGCCUUCAAUGGCAGACUCCACUCCGAUUGCAACUCCUUCUAAAAACGACGCAUCAUGCUCUUUCCAACGAACGGUCGUAUUAUACGAUUGGUGGUUGAUUAAAGCCAAAACCGACUUCCAAGGGAAGCGUUUAGCCGUCGCAGGCGUUUCGUCGAGAAAGAAUGAGGCAGUGCGCGUGUUUGUUUCUGCUGCUGUUAUCAAGAGAUAUGACGUGUUUUCUCUCGAGACUGCCGAUGGGAAGUGCGUCAUGAUCAAAGGUUUCAUCAACGAGCAGCGCACUCUCGAAAAUGGUUUCGCUCCAGAGGUUUUCAACCGUUUUUUAUUUGGCUUUCCUUCAAACUGGGAAAGCUAUGCUCUAGAUUGCUUCAUAGAAAAGUCUACCAUUCUCAAUGAUUUAAGUCCAGAAAUUUUAUCGGAUGGUGUGGAAAAUUCCAUUCCUAUUUCUUUGGUAUCACCAGAGGAGGCCCCGGGAGAUCACGAUAAACCAUUACCUGAAAAUGACAGCAAUGUGUCAAAGGAGAUGGGCGGGUUUAAUGUUGCUUGUAGUAGUGGUGGGAAAAGACGUAGUGCUAGGUUGCAUGAUAUUAAAGUAUGCCAACAGAAGAAGCAGCACGCUUCUGGAGGUCUUCCAUAUCAUCCAGAUAAUGAGGAGAACUCUACUUCAGUGACUGUAGAGGGUCUGAAAAGUCUGGCAACCCCCAUUCAGUCACAAUCGUGGAGUGAAUAUUCAAACAAUGCCUGUGUGCAAAGUUCUAUUCCUACUUUGGUAACUUCAAAGGAGGUCCCGGGACAUCUCAAGAAGCCAUUCCCUGAAAAAGAAUGCAAUGCGUCAAAGGAGAUUAAUAGGGUUAAUGUUGCUUGCAGUAGUGGUGGUAAAACGUGUAGUGCCAGGUUGCAUGAUAUUAAAGUGUGCCGGCAGAAGAAGCAGCCUGCUUCUGGAGGUCUUCUGAAUCAUCCAGAUGAUGAAGAGAACUCUACUUCAGUGACCUUAGAGAGUCUGAAAAGUACAGCAGCACCCAUUCAGUCACAAUCGUGGAGUGAAUAUUCAACCGAUGCUUGUGUUGAAAAAUCCAUUCCUACUUUGGUAUCUCCAGAGGAGGCCCCGGGACAUCACAGGAAGCCAUUUCCUGAAAAUGAAUGCAUUUUGUCAAAGGAGAUUGGUGGGGCUAAUGUUGCUUGCAGUAGUGGUGGUAAAAGACGUAGUGCCAGGUUGCACGAUAUUAAAGUUUUCCGGCAGAAGAAGCAGCCUGCUUCUGGAGUUCCUCCUAAGCAUCCAGAUAAUGAAAACUCUACUCCAGUGGUCUUGGAGAAUUGUGAUGUAGCGGGACCGAGUCCAGCAACUCCCAUUCAGUCACAAUCCUGGAGACAACUAAGCACAUCAUCUGAGCAGCUAGUUAAAAAAUCUGCAUCCAGAAUUUCUAAAACCUUGUUUCCAAUGUCUGAAAGCUGUUGUAAGAAAAAGAGAGUGAUCGUUGAAACAAAAUCGGUUAGGCCUAUGAGAAAACAGACUAAGUCUGCAUCUGCUGUGAAAAAUUCGCGAGAAAAAGAUCUAAGCCACGUGAUCAGGGGAAGCCGACAGAAAAUAUCCACAGUUUCUCCAGAGUCGUUUAGUUUUAGUAAAUCCAGAUCUGGUAGGUUGCUUCUACCUCCCUUGGAGUUUUGGCGCAAUCAAAUACCAAUUUAUAAUGCGGCCCAUGAAAUUACAGAAAUUCAGGACGUUGCAUCUACGAUAUCACCUUGUAGAGGUUCUUCACCAUCAUUGAGCAGGUUUAACAAUCAGAAACGUGCAGCGUGAUGCGGGAAAUGGAGUUGAAGGCCUGAUUCGUGGUAUGGAACUUUUCUGUGAAUAGUUCCUGUUUUUUGGUUGUGGUUUAUAGAAUAUUGUGCAAUAGUGUUUACUAGCUAGAUCAGGUGUACUAUGGUUUGUUAUACCAUGAUUAGGUCGAAUAUCCUGUGAAUAAUUCUUAACAGUAACUUGCAUAUUAAGCUCGCCUCUCAACUUUUAUGACUUUUAUUGACUACACCUAAACUAGGAAUUAUUUACUUCUCGACAUUGAUUUUAAUACCCCAAGUAUUGGCGUUAUCUGGUUCCAGACACU